AUGAAGCAACUCAUUGCUGGACUUGGAGCUGCUCUGGCAGCAGUCGCCUCAGCUGCCCCAGCCGAUAAUUAUGAACGGGCCACUGCUGCAACUCCUAAAGUCUACCUCGCCGGAGACUCAACGAUGGCUCGCGGCGGCGGUGGAGCACAAACACAAGGCUGGGGAGAGUACCUCGCAUACUCUCUCCAAGGCAUAACGGUUGUUAACGAUGCCAUCGCCGGCCGAUCUGCACGCUCCUACUCCGACGAAUCCCGCUUUACAAGCAUGGCAGACGUUGUUACUACUGGUGACUACGUAAUCGUCGAAUUCGGGCAUAACGACGGCGGUUCGCUCUCUGUGGACAACGGUCGCUCCGACUGUGUUGGCUCGGGUAGCGAAACAUGCACAACUGCGGCCGGGCUUGUAGUCCAAACAUACGUCACUUACCUCACGAACGCUGCCAAAGCAAUUAUCGCGAACGGCGCAAACGUUAUCAUCUCCUCCCCGACUCCGGAUAAUACGUGCGAAAGUGGGACUUGUACCUACAGCCCGAGUAGAUAUACGGGGUAUUGUAAAAUCGUUGUUCAGAAUGCCGGGGCGAAGGCGAGUUUUGUGGAUCACGGGCAGUAUGUUGCCAACGAGUUUGCCAAGUUGGGUGCGGAUGUUGUAAAUGGGUAUUAUCCGAUUGAUCAUACGCAUACCAGUCCUACUGGGGCGAAUGUUGUUGCUGCGCAGUUUGUGAAGGGUGUCCUGUGUGCGAAUGAUUCUUUCGCGACCCAUGUGAAAAAUACGACGGCGAGUAUUGAUGGAAAGUGUUUGUAG
This is a messenger RNA of Hyaloscypha bicolor E, 801 nucleotides long. RefSeq names its product carbohydrate esterase family 12 protein. Lineage: Eukaryota; Fungi; Ascomycota; Leotiomycetes; Helotiales; Hyaloscyphaceae. Bases 1 to 801 code for a protein of 266 amino acids. The transcript is spliced from 2 exons. The record is from RefSeq and is a predicted model, not a curated record. Gene Ontology annotation, molecular function: hydrolase activity, acting on ester bonds.